This is a messenger RNA of Malania oleifera, 2321 nucleotides long. Its product is annotated as ATP phosphoribosyltransferase 2, chloroplastic-like. Gene Ontology annotation, molecular function: ATP phosphoribosyltransferase activity; magnesium ion binding. Lineage: Eukaryota; Viridiplantae; Streptophyta; Magnoliopsida; Santalales; Ximeniaceae. The transcript is spliced from 10 exons. Bases 187 to 1425 code for a protein of 412 amino acids. The record is from RefSeq and is a predicted model, not a curated record. Gene Ontology annotation, cellular component: cytoplasm. Gene Ontology annotation, biological process: L-histidine biosynthetic process.
UGACGGCGUCAUUGCAUAACUCACUCCGGUGCUGCCACACACGGGCCCGUGUUUUCCAUACUAGAUACAUUUGUUCUUGUGGUACCUACACAGUCUCUGCCGGCCUGAGCCUGCCGUUCUCUAGCUCUUCUUUCCAAUCUCCCUCUCUCAAUCCUCCCAGAGGAAGGUUUUGCAGCACAUUCCGCCAUGGCCAUGCUUCAACCAUUCCUCCAGCAAUGUCUUGUUCAUUCUCUAUAUUCUCCCCCGCUUCCUCCUCCUUACAUGUAUGCUCAUAUUUCUGUGAAGUCAGCGUUCUAUUGCCGUUCCUCACCGUCACCGGUCACGGUCCUUGACGGAAGCACGGAGCGAAGAGCCGCUGAAAGGAACGAAAUUCGUUUCGGUUUGCCCAGUAAAGGCCGAAUGGCUUCAGAUACCCUAGAUCUUCUCAAGGACUGUCAACUCUCGGUCAGGCAGGUGAAUCCUCGGCAGUACGUAGCAGAAAUCCCACAGCUUUCAAACUUGGAGGUCUGGUUUCAGCGGCCAAAGGACAUAGUACGAAAAUUGUUAUCAGGAGAUCUAGAUCUUGGUAUUGUGGGGUUUGAUACAGUUACUGAAUAUGGACAGGGUAAUGAAGAUAUUAUCAUUGUUCAUGAUUCCCUCGAAUAUGGGGAUUGCCGGUUAUCACUUGCAAUUCCCAAAUAUGGAAUUUUUGAGAAUAUAAAUUCACUCAGGGAGCUAGCGCAAAUGCCUCAAUGGACAGUGGAAAAGCCUCUCCGUGUUGCCACUGGUUUCACUUAUCUGGGUCCCAAAUUUAUGAGAGAAAAUGGCCUGAAGCAUGUUACUUUUUCAACUGCUGAUGGAGCAUUAGAGGCAGCUCCUGCGAUGGGAAUAGCUGAUGCUAUUUUGGACCUUGUGAGUAGUGGGACGACACUGAAAGAAAAUAAUUUGAAAGAAAUUGAAGGUGGAGUUGUCUUGCAAAGCCAGGCUGUCCUCAUUGCAAGCAGGAAAUCAUUGGUCAAGCAGAAAGGUGUACUGGACACAACACAUGAAAUUCUUGAGAGAUUAGAAGCACAUUUGAAGGCAGUUGGUCAGUUCACGGUGACAGCGAAUAUGAGGGGAAGCAGUGCUGAGGAGGUGGCUGAGCGCGUUCUGAGUCAGCCAUCUUUAUCUGGUUUACAGGGACCAACUGUAAGUCCAGUUUUUUGUAAACGUGAUGGGAGGGUAGCAGCAGAUUACUAUGCUAUGGUCAUAUGCAUACCCAAAAAGGCACUCUACAAGUCUGUUCAGCAGCUGAGAGCAGUAAAGCCUUCUUGUUCUCUCUCUCUCAGUAUAUAUGUAUGCAUAUGUAUGUAUGUAAAUGUAUACACACACAUAUACACAUAUAUAAUAUUUGUAACUAGAAAAAUAGUUUUCUUGUAUGAACACAGGUGUCUCAGUUUUGUUUGAGGUUUCCUUAUAGCUUGUGGUUAUAGUUCACUUGGAUGACGAAUUCCUGAAACCAUUGAUAUUAUUUUGACACUGAUCUUGAACCAUUUCUCCCCAGAGACUGCUUGGGUUAUGACUAUGAUAAAUUAAUCACUAUUGCUUCUUGAAUUGGUGUUACAUUCGUUAAAAUUUUAUGGGGUUUUGGUCUAGGAAGCAUGCAUGGCCCCACCCUCUUGCCUUGUUAACCUCUCGAUCUUGCUUUUGAGUUUUUUAUGCAAUUACUGAAUUAGUUCAAUCAGUAGUCACUGCUUUUCCAAAAAUUCACAUUUUGGGUGGAACCAUGGUGCAGUAUUAUUUGAUUGAACCUAGCUUCACUGUCUGGUUGGCUCUUGUUUCUGUAAUGUGAGAAAUUUGUCCUUUGAAGCACUCUAGUUUUGGGCAGAUUCCAAAGCUGUCUACUUGCAUUUUGCUGCAUAUUUCAGAACAGCUGCUUAAUUGGACUCUCUAUCCUUAAGUUUAUUCUGGUUCAAUGUACAGUUCGUCUCUUGUUUGGCCCAUUGAAGGAUUGAGGUUUUAUUGGUUUGCUGUCAAAAACUUUUGCAGAUUGGGGGAAGUGGAGUUCUCAUUUCUCCUUUGACCUACAUUUUUGAUGAAGAGACUCCAAGGUGGCGUGAGCUUCUAAUGAAACUCAGUCUAUAGCCAACAGGUUGGAGUUGUCUACGCAUUUUCCUGCGUUGUAGGAGUCAUUGAUGCUGCAACAGUUUUGGAAUAUUUUAUAUUGAAAGGUCAAGACAGUGUUAAAUUCAAUUAAUAUGGAGAAUAUACUGUACCUAUAACUGUAAUAUUAUUGUAGACUUCUGCUCCGGUGGAAAUGUAGCAAUGUAGCCAGGACUUAAUUGAUGUUGUGUUUUGCACAA